AUGAAUAUGAAUAUUGUCGAAGAAAUGCAGAUAACAGAUAUUGAAGCGCAACAAAUCGACAAUAUCAAAUUACAGAAACCUACUUUUUAUAAUCAAUAUUUACCAUUUUGUGAAUCGAUUAAUCAACGAGGUUCAGCAUGGUUCGAAGAAAUUCGAGAGAAUCUAUCACGUAUCAUUCAAAUGGGUGAAUUACAACCUGGUUUUGCAAUUUGGUCAUAUGAAUUACAACAUUUUCUUUCACUCUAUGGAUUCAAUUUUACUAAAGUCGAACAUCUCAAACUCAUCGAUUUUUAUUUGUCUAUUCUUUCUAUCACUGAUUUAAGUUAUUCCAAUGCGCAAAUAUGUUUUGACAGAUUGUACGAACUUUUACGAAAAACUUAUCUGAUAACUCGAGACGAAUUGACAAUCGAUUGGCGUACACUUGAUCAUUGGGCUAAACUAGUUUUUGAUAAUCAUGAUCAAACUGCUGGAUUGGUUAUACUGCCUAAAGAUAUAAAAGAUUCCUUUUUUUCCUGUAUAUUCUAUUGCUCUCCAUACUUUUCGGCAACAGCGACACAAGAAAUUCUCGAUGAAUUUCGUCCACGUCUUUGUCCAACUGAUUGGACAUUUUCGAAUAAUAUUCGAAUGCUUGAACUUUUCUUACCUGUACAUUUACCACCAAAUCUUCAUAAUCAAGGAUUUAAAUUAUGGUUAUCCGAAUUUUUUGAUAUAUGGGAUAGUGUAUACAAUGAUACAGAAUGGGAAUCACGUCUAACAAUACUUUUUUCAUGUGUUGCUUGGUAUAAUAUUGGAUAUGUUAAUUGGGAACCUUGGAUGUCACAAAUCUUUACACGAAUACUCAGAGGUUUUUCACUUCCAAUUGGUAAAUUACAAAUGCCAGCACAAAAAUACAGUUAUUUGAUAUAUUCGAUUAGUAAAUGGAUC
This is a messenger RNA of Rotaria sp. Silwood2, 924 nucleotides long. The record is from the annotation of a GenBank genome assembly. Lineage: Eukaryota; Metazoa; Rotifera; Eurotatoria; Philodinida; Philodinidae.